Glycine soja is the source of this 1587-nucleotide messenger RNA. RefSeq names its product NAC domain-containing protein 83-like. The coding region runs from base 396 to 1085 and encodes 229 amino acids. Gene Ontology annotation, molecular function: DNA binding. NCBI's taxonomy places the organism in Eukaryota, Viridiplantae, Streptophyta, Magnoliopsida, Fabales, Fabaceae. Gene Ontology annotation, biological process: regulation of DNA-templated transcription. The transcript has 3 exons. The record is from RefSeq and is a predicted model, not a curated record.
AGAUCUUGAUCUUGUUUUGUUUUGUUUUAUUGAAGGAAGGGACACAGUACUACAAGAAAGCAAGAAUAAGAAUUGGCAGGAGAGAACUCAACUAUGUUCACACAAACCAAAAUAAAAACUUAAACCAUAGUCCAUACUUGUCAAAGUAAAAGAAAGGUUGAGUCUAGCUUACGCCAAAUGUGUCGUCUUAUUCUUCUCCUUCCUGUCAGACCCAUUACUAUAAAAGAAGCCACACUGCAUCCUUCUCCAUACCCUUUUGCUUUCUUUAUCCAAUAAUAAUAACCCCCUUUUUCCCUCUCCAUACCCUUUUGCUUUCUUUAUCCAAUAAUAAGAACUUCCCACGAGUGGCUUUAACUGGUCUGGUCUGGUCUGGUCGGACACACAAAAAUAUUAGUAUGGAGAAGGUGAGUUUUGUGAAGAAUGGAGAGCUUAGAUUGCCUCCGGGGUUUCGUUUCCACCCGACUGAUGAGGAGCUGGUUUUGCAGUACUUGAAGCGCAAGGUCUUCUCCUGCCCUCUGCCAGCCUCUAUCAUUCCUGAGGUUGAUGUUUGCAAGUCUGAUCCUUGGGAUUUGCCAGGUGAUUUGGAGCAAGAGAGAUACUUCUUUAGCACCAAAGAGGCCAAAUAUCCCAACGGAAAUCGCUCUAACAGAGCCACAAAUUCGGGUUAUUGGAAGGCAACUGGCUUGGACAAACAAAUUGUUACUUCAAAAGGGAACCAAGUUGUGGGGAUGAAGAAGACACUUGUUUUCUACAGAGGCAAGCCUCCUCAUGGAUCCAGAACUGAUUGGAUCAUGCAUGAGUAUCGCCUCAACAUCCUUAACGCCUCUCAGAGCCAUGUUCCCAUGGAAAAUUGGGUUCUAUGUCGCAUAUUUUUGAAGAAGAGAAGCGGUGCUAAAAAUGGGGAGGAGAGCAACAAGGUGAGGAACUCUAAGGUGGUUUUCUAUGACUUCCUAGCGCAGAACAAGACUGAUUCCUCAUCCUCGGCCGCCAGUGGAAUUACACAUGAACAUGAAUCAGAUGAACAUGACCAUGAAGAGAGCAGUAGCUCCAACACCUUCCCUUAUACUAUUAGAACGAAACCUUAACAACCAAGUCAACAACCACCUUCCUUAAAAAGUUGAUUAUCACCUAGUUUUUUUUUUUUUAAUUCUCUUUCCCUUUCCCUGUAAUCAUCAUCAACCACUUGUUGAAAGGAAGCAUCCCUCCCAAUGAGACCGGCAUUAGUUAAAGGGUAGCCUGCAGAGUAUGGUACUGAUAGUAGCAGUGUGUAAUGGACUCCCCAUUUUCCUUCAAUUUAACCUUUUUUUCUAAUGCCCAUGCUUCUUCUUUUAGCAAAAAGCUACUCAUUUUCAGUUUCAAAGGAGAUGCUUUGACAGAGGAAAAGUAGAAAGCAUAAGAAAAGAAGAUCAAAAUAUAUAUUGUCAAAAAUUAAAACACCGUUUUCAGGAGAAUAAGAACAUAAUCUAUGCGACAUCAGCGACGCACUAGUUACUUGCUCUUCUUCCUUUAGGGAAAGAAGAAGGGUGCCCAGCUCCUCAAUGUUUAUUCUUGCCGGAUCGAAUUUUCAAUAUAUUUUUUUUGGGCUUA